AUGCAGUUCCUCAAUCUUUGCCUGAUUUUCACCACCAUUGUUUUGGCUACCGGAUCACCGACCUUGGAGUAUGGAGCACCACCAAGUUCGGAUACGAUCAGUCAGUACCACACCCAGGAUGAGCAUGGUCAGUAUGCGUAUGGCUACAUGGCUCCACUCUACUCCAAGCACGAAACGCGAACCUUGGAUGGUGUGAUCCGUGGAACCUUCUCCUACGUGGAUGCCCGUGGUGAAACUCAGACUGUGGACUAUGUGGCCGAUGCCGAGGGUUUCCAUGUGACCUCCAGUCUGCCAAAUCAGCAGGCCAAUCAGGAAACACCGGAGGUGGCUGCCCUGCGGGCUCAGCAUCUGGAAGCCCACAACCAGGCCAAAUUGAGGUUGGCCGGAGACUCCUCCGUCGGUCCUCAGCCCGUUCAGGAUACUCCCGAGGUGGCUGCCGCCAAAGUGGCAUUCUUCAAGCGUUUCGAAGCCGAGAAGCUGCGCAACCAAUUGCUCGCCGAGAAGAAGGUCGCGGUGAUAGCACCUCCAUCUCCCAUUGCCGUUCGCUCCCAGCCGGUAUAUAUCUAUCAGCCCACCACAGGAUUCGUCUACAACUAUCACACUAAGUCCCAGGCUCAAGUUCCCUUCAGAAACUACCUGCCAGUGGCCUAA
Drosophila elegans is the source of this 651-nucleotide messenger RNA. RefSeq names its product cuticle protein 6 (gene Cpr72Eb). The record is from RefSeq and is a predicted model, not a curated record. NCBI's taxonomy places the organism in Eukaryota, Metazoa, Arthropoda, Insecta, Diptera, Drosophilidae. Bases 1 to 651 code for a protein of 216 amino acids. Gene Ontology annotation, molecular function: structural constituent of chitin-based larval cuticle. Gene Ontology annotation, cellular component: chitin-based extracellular matrix. The transcript has a single exon.